Molecule: messenger RNA, 901 nt
Organism: Lynx canadensis (Canada lynx)
Lineage: Eukaryota; Metazoa; Chordata; Mammalia; Carnivora; Felidae
Gene: TM4SF5
Product: transmembrane 4 L six family member 5
Cellular component (GO): membrane
Source: RefSeq, a predicted model, not a curated record
CGGCUCCCCUGCUGCUCUCCCUUAUCUCUCUCCCUGCCAGUGCCUGCCACACCCCUGCCCCAACCUUUGUACCUUGCUCCUGAAUUGUUUUCCCUCGGCCGGGAGUCCCUGCGGCUCACUUUCACUCACACCCGCUCUCCUCGAAAGCGCCCCACCAUGUGCACUGGGAAGUGUGCCCGCUGCGUGGGCCUCACCCUCAUCCCCCUGUCCCUGCUCUGCAUCCUGGCCAGCCUCCUGCUGGUGCCGGGCGGCAAGACCACCUGGACCGACGGCCACCUCAGCCUGCAAGUGUGGCUCAUGGCCGGCUUCAUCGGCGGGGGCCUGAUGGUGCUGUGUCCCCCGGGCAUCGCCGCCGUCCGCGCAGGGGGCAAGGGCUGCUGCGGCGCGGGCUGCUGUGGAAAUCGUUGCAGGAUGCUGCGCUCCGUCUUCUCCUCGGCAUUCGGGACGCUGGGCGCCAUCUACUGCCUCUCGGUGUCGGGAGUCGGGCUCCGAACCGGACCCAAAUGCUUAAACGGCCAGUGGGACUACCACUUCAAAGACGUCCCAGGCUCCUACUUGCGCAACCGGCACGCUGUGGGACUGCGUGCGAGGACACCGCCCCGCGUGGUGUACUGGAACGUGACGCUCUUCUCGCUGCUGGUGUUCGCGUCGUGCCUGGAGCUGGUGCUGUGCGGGGUGCAGCUGGUGAACGCCAGCCCUCGGCGUCUUCUGCGGCCGACUGCAGGAAGAGGAGGGUGGGGCGGGGCGCGGGGGGGAGCCGGGGCGAGGAACCCCUGGCUCCCUGGCCGCGUCCUCACCUCGUCUUUCCCGCAGGGCGCCCCUCGCUGAGGCCCCACCCGCCGCCCUGCUCGCUCCCGGACGCCGCCGGCCCUCCCCGCCCUGGAAUAAACCUCUGAGCUCU